Molecule: messenger RNA, 921 nt
Organism: Aspergillus mulundensis
Lineage: Eukaryota; Fungi; Ascomycota; Eurotiomycetes; Eurotiales; Aspergillaceae
Product: putative esterase afoC
Exons: 1
Coding region: 1-921 (306 amino acids)
Biological process (GO): secondary metabolite biosynthetic process
Cellular component (GO): nucleus; cytoplasm
Source: RefSeq, a predicted model, not a curated record
AUGCCGGCGCUAGACCUCGACCUCCCCCCACCCAGCGAGGCCGACGCAGAUCUCCACCUCCCACGCAUCCUCUGCCUGCACGGCGGCGGCACCAACGCCCGCAUCUUCUCAGCGCAGUGCCGCGGCCUGCGACGACUCCUGGGCCCAUCAUACCGACUCGUCUUCGCCGACGCGCCGUUCCUCUCUUCGCCCGGCCCAGACGUCACAUCCGUCUAUGGCGAGUGGGGGCCCUUCAGAAGCUGGGUUCCUGUGCCGACGGGCGUGAGUCUGGCUUCUUGGGCUGCGGCGGGGGUUGAGGUUCAGGUUGAUGCGCGGGCUAUUGAUGGGUGUGUUGCGGCUGCGAUGGAGAGGGAUGAGAAGGCUGGGGCGAGGGGGGAGUGGGUUGGGCUGCUGGGGUUUAGCCAGGGCGCGAGGGUUGCGGCGAGUUUGUUGUAUAGGCAGCAGCAGCAAAGGGCACUGGGUGGUUGGAGUCGCAAGCGAGGUGCAGGUGCAGAGGCCGCGAGCACGAACUACCGCUUCGCCAUCCUGUUCGCUGGGCGCGGACCGCUAUUAGACCUGGGCUUUGACUCUGGCACAACCUCUGCAUCGAGUUCCGCACCCGCAUCCGCAUACGCGUCUGCGUCUGCGUCUGCGUCCGAGUCCGAGUCCGGAUCCGACCCCGACUCUGCGGCUGAAGACGACGACGAAAACGAAGUGGAUAGCGAUAAUCUCCUUCGUAUCCCCACCAUCCACAUCCACGGCCUCCGCGACCCAGGCCUCCCCAUGCACCGCGACCUAGUGCGGUGCUGUGCGGACUCGAGCGUACGGGUCGUGGAGUGGGACGGGGCGCACCGCAUGCCCAUCACCACCAAAGACGUUGGGGCGGUUGUAGCGGCGCUGCGGGACUUGGCGAUGGCUCGGAAAUACGAAAGCUUGAGGUGA